GGAAAUCAUCGGCUGAGUCAGGGCUGCUCUGUGCAAAAGCUCGGGUGGGAGGGCAUCUUGCUUCAACGCGUUUUGUUGCAAGGGCGUAACGUUGUAAGUGCAUAGUUCUUUUAGUGUUAGAGAGCUGUCUGGGCAGAUAGACCAGAUACGAUCAAUACAGCAUGACAUACAAUCUCCUGCGCAAGGGUGGCAUUCCUGCACUGGCGUGCGUCGCUUCUCCAUCCGAAGAUGCCUCAUUCCUGCAAUGCACUUUUCAAGUCAAAUAUGACAACGACCGCCUCUAUGCUACCUUCUCACUCCAACACAACACACACGUACACGAUACCAAGGAUAAACAACCGUUUGAUCUAAUUUAUGAUGCUGAUAACCUGCUCCCUACUACAACUAAAUGCCAGAUUCCAAAGCGUGUUCUCUCACUCGGAGAUGAAACCUAUGUUGCACGGAAUGGCUUUUCUAAGAUUCAUGUUUUGUCACUGCAUCUUCAGAAACCGUGCCCAAUCAUCUGCCCUACUGCGUCCAGCAGCAUCGUGCCCAAGGCGAGCUUCCAGACCCCCUCUCGGUGCCUUGUUGGCUUGAUCAAAUCCAAACACAUCGAAAUCGUGUUUGACUUGAAUUGGUUGGAUCGUAAACGUGCCGAGUCAUUCCUGAGUAUUGUCAGCCAGCCAGAGCGAUUUCACGGGUUUCCUAUUGAUGAGAAGAACCUGAGAGGACGGCGAUUGGCCGACUGGACUAUUUUCAGUCCCGAAGAGGAGAACGUGGUGGUAUCAGAGGAGCCUCCUCCGUACACAAAGGCGACACACAAGCGGCUCCGAGGGGUAUCGAGUAGUCCAUCGCCGCCAACGAAGCGUAUGUUCAUACCCCCAGGUUCGCCAACAGAGAGAGCUACUACGGCAUCGCCGCCCAACAGUCCGGCGCACUUGUCCUCUACGGUUGAUAAAUCACCACGUAUGACGUCUUUGUGCACCGCGUCAGCGCAUUCCCGCUCUUAUGCUGAGAAUUCGUGUCCACCUAACCCCAAAACUGACAUGAAUGACCCAUGCGCGUUAGAGAAUAACGUCCGCAGCAUAAUGCUCAACCUCUUCCCCGCCAUGUUUGCUUCCUUCAUCGACCGCUCCCGCUCGGUUUCCCCAUCCUCAUCAUCCUCUAUCGACCUAAACAUACAUCCAACAGUAACGCCUUCACUCAAAUCCAUCUACCAACUCCGCUCGCUCCUUACAAAACGUGCCGUCAAACAUGCUGAGAAGAAACUCAGCACCAUUUUCAACGACAUGCAGCAUGAUGCAAACUCUCUCCGUCUGGCAGCCGACGAGGAAUUCCUCGAAGUUGUGGCGGAGGAGAAGUUGGAUAUAAAACAACGGAAAGAGGACGCGCUAGAAGAGCUGGUUGAUGAGAUCGAUAAUGUCGUUCACGAGAAGUUGGUUGCGUUGUCUGAUGAGCUUGAUCGUCUGGUUGAGCAGGCAGGGGUGAUGGUAGAGAACGCGGUUGAUGCGAGGGUAGAGAGGUAUACAAAUACGACGUGGAACAGGGCAGUGACGGGUGGUCUACUGGACCAGGAGGCGCGGGCAGGAAAGAAGGCUGCAAGAGCAGGUUAUGCUGCGGGCGAUCGAAAACGGAAGUCUUUUAAUUUUCGCUCAUGUGCGCGAUGAACCUGGACUGUCCUACAGCCAGUCAUCGUCACGCUGUCAUAGUGUAAGCCGUGCACGCAGUUUGAAACACCCGGUACCAAGACGUAGAGAUGGUCACAUUGUCACGGCGCUGGCUGGGGUAGCUGGCGUACGCGUGUUUCAAUUUACUAAGUACAGAAUUUGAAUGCUAGCCCCAGCAUCCGAAUUCUGCUUACAUGUAUCUUUGGUCAAGUUAAGGCGUGAACUAGCGGAUCUAUGACUGCGUCGGACAGGCCGGCUCGGGUUAGAGAUGUUAAAUAACACUAGGUUUAAACCCUUUCAUGACAUGUUUUACAGAUUGGAACAAAAGCCUUGAGGAUAGAAUAGACAGUACGAUUUAGUAAUGACUAGCAAAAUAUGCGC
This is a messenger RNA of Bipolaris sorokiniana ND90Pr, 2027 nucleotides long. RefSeq lists its product as uncharacterized. Lineage: Eukaryota; Fungi; Ascomycota; Dothideomycetes; Pleosporales; Pleosporaceae. The transcript is spliced from 2 exons. The record is from RefSeq and is a predicted model, not a curated record. The coding region runs from base 162 to 1646 and encodes 494 amino acids.